Molecule: messenger RNA, 841 nt
Organism: Microbotryum saponariae
Lineage: Eukaryota; Fungi; Basidiomycota; Microbotryomycetes; Microbotryales; Microbotryaceae
Source: the annotation of a GenBank genome assembly
AUGACGCAUGCUGAUUCGCUUGCUUUACCACGUGAGUGCCACCCAGAUUCUCUCACUGGCACGGGACCGCUUCGCUGACUGAGCGCGUUGCGAAACCCCCGUUGGAUCACCUCAUCGCCGGGACUCCCUGCCCGACCCACCCGCUUCGCGAACUCUCUUACAGCGAACCUGACCCUCUCCGAAUUCUACCAACACGCCACCACGACCCUUCAAGCCCUGCUCGCGACCUCUUCCCCAGGAUCGGGGGAGAGCGCGCUCGUGACGUGUUGUGCGAACGCUUCGUCCUUGCUCUUUGGACUGUUUGAGAAUCACCCUCAAAAGUGGGGGACCGAGCCGGGAAAGAGGGUCAAUUGGUGUGGUACGUUCACAAAUCGAGUUCACCCUCAGCUAUCCUCCAAAUCAGCACUUGACGCGAUCAUCACUAACCCCGGAUCGCUCCCCAAACCUCACAGGUUUUUACCUCCUCCCCACCCACCUAAUCCCACACCACCGUACCACCGACUCCCCGCCAACCAAACUCUUCCUAGGUCCCUUCCACGGUCGACCAGCCUGCUCCUUCGUCCCCUUAACGAGUCGCACCCCAGGCGUCUGCGCCUCCGCCUUCCUCUCCCAAACCGUCCAACUCGUUCCUAACGUCCAUGAAAGACCAGGGCAUAUCGCUUGCGACGCGGUCACACAAUCCGAGAUUGUUUUACCCGUUCGGGAUGCGAGCGGGGAGGUGGUAGGUGUGUUGGAUUUGGAUUGUGAGGCCGUUGAAGGGUUCGGAGAGGAGGAUCGGAUAGGUUUGCUAGGCUUCGUCGAGGCGUUUGAGAGAUGCGUUGAUUGGGGGCCAAGAGUUUGA